UUCAGAACGCGGAAGCACGGCUGCAAAACACCCAACGUGACUCCUUUAGUACCAAACAUGGCUCAUCUCCUCAAGAAGAGGAAACUGGAUAAAAAUGUCCAGGAGAACCUGUACUUCGACAGCUACUCUGACGUGACCAUCCAUGAGGAGAUGAUCGCGGACCAUGUGCGGACCAACACGUACCGGACGGCCAUCCUGCGGAGCAGCGACUCGAUCCGGGGCCGGGUGGUGCUGGACGUGGGCGCGGGCACCGGUGUGCUGAGCAUGUUCUGUGUGCAGGCCGGGGCCAAGAAAGUAUACGCCGUGGAGGCAUGUUCGAUCGCUGAGCAGGCGGUGAAAAUCGUCAAACAGAAUCAGAUGGAUGACAGGAUCGAGGUGAUCAGAGGCACCGUGGAGACCAUCGAUCUACCCGUGGAAGGCGUGGACGUGAUCGUGAGCGAGUGGAUGGGAUACGCGCUCCUGCACGAAUCCAUGCUUAACUCGGUGCUUUACGCGCGGGACAAAUGGCUCAAACCGGGAGGCCUCAUGCUGCCAUCCAAAGCUGAGCUGUACAUCUCCCCGAUCAAUGAUCUAGUGGUGGAGGACCGGUUGAACUUCUGGUGCACCGUGAAGGACCAGUACGGCAUCGACAUGUCUCCGAUGUCCGAGUUCGCCAAGAAAUGCAUCAUGAACAAUGACAUCGCCAUCAACCUGGUGACGGUGGAGGACGUGCUGUCUCACCCUUCCAGACUGGCCGAGCUGGACCUGCACACCGUGACCCCGGAACAGGUGGCCUCGGUCCGGGGGACGUUCUCCUGCGAGUGUUUCGGCUCCGCGGCGGUGAACGCGCUGUGCGUCUGGUUCACGGUCAGCUUCCCCGGUGACGACAAGCCGCUGGUACUCUCCACGUCCCCAUUCAAACCCGAGACGCACUGGAAACAGGCCGUGCUGUACCUGGACUCGCCCAGGGACGUGAUGCAGGACACGAAGGUUGUGGGGGAGAUCCACAUGUACCCCUCUGAGGAGAGUGCUCGCCAUAUAUGCAUCCAUGUGGAGUGUGCAAUCGGAGAGCAUAAAAAGCAGUCCAAAACAUUCUCCAUCCCCGACGGCUACUCAGAGGCCCAGCAGUAGUGCUGAGUGGCUGACGUGAUCCACGCAACAUGUGUCAUUAUUGGGCCAGUUUUACAACCAUUCUGUCCCUGUAUUUUUAAGUGCUGUUUAGGAAACUCUAUGACGCGUGCAAAGACGGGCAGAUUGCAAAGACAUGAAGUCCAAGAUAAAUGGAUAACAACUAGGCCUACUCAUAGCUGUCAAAGCUGAGAUCACUGAGUUGACCUGCCUAAAAACGAGAAAUGAGAGGGAUUAACUAAUAGCGUAAGAGAAUAUUAUGUAAAACGAAAGUUGAAGGAGAAUUGUUUUAUUAUUCACACUCAACUCAAUGCCUAAUAAAUUGUAUUAAACCUAAUCCUUUUUUUCUUUUCCACUAUGCACUGCAAUUCCCUUCCAAUGUAUUAUUACAACCCUUAAAGUGGGGUUGUGUUUUUCUAAAUAGCUUUUUAUUUAAAAUAUCUUAAAAUGAUGUAAAAUAUUGCUUAAGGUCCAAGGUAAUGUUUUUUAUUUUUAAAUGUUUUCCUCUAGGCAGCAAAAAAACACAUUGCCAAAAGAAAAUGUAAAGUUAGGGCAGGCUGGUUAAAUAGCCAACUGUAUUUUCUCACACGGGUCUUUUCAUCAUCAAGAUAACAUGUAUGGCUCCUAAACCUUUCAGGGGCUGCAAUCCUAGGUUUUCUAACUGCUUGCCACUGGAAAAGUUUAACUGCUGUAUGGCAACCAGACAAGGCAAAACCAACCAGUCUGGUCUUGCAUCAUGUAUCACAGCUCUAUUGUGUUAGUAAUAUACAACGCUGUCUUUGUAUCAUGUUAUAUAAUUUUAACGUUUUGAAAGGUGCUUCAUGAAUAAGGGUUAUUGUCAUGUUUAUGUUAAUUACAUGAAGUAGUUCAAUAUAAAUGCUCACAAAUGAAAUCUGUGUAGAGCGUUGAACACAAUGACAAUGAUAUGACCAUCAAACAGACUGAUACAGUUUGCCCCAUACGUCAUCACUCAGUACGUUUACAUGCACAGCUUAAUAUGAUUAAAGCCAUAGUUAGAAUAUGCUCUUCAAUUGGACAAAGGCAAUUGUUUGAUUAUACAUUGCAAUGUGAAAAUUGAUUCAUUGGCCGAAGCGUCGGAGUAGCUGCGGGAGUCCGCAUACGGCAAGAAUCCCUUUCUCCCUCAUGUCGCGGUUCAAUCUGGGCUUCAGAGAGUCAAAGCCAAAGUUCCUUUCCCCCAAUUCCUUCCCCAACAUGGCCGAGAUAACCUCCAAUACGAGUCUUUACUUAAUGUGGAAGUAAGCUACCAGAGAGUCUGAGAACCCAACACAGUCUAAGAUUCAUAAUAUUAGACAAUAUCCCCGUCUGUUCGGUGCGAAUGAAUUAAGAUCAUAAACACGUCGGAAGAAAAAAACAUUUAUUUUGAGAAAUGUGCCCGAAGUUACUAGGCCUACCUUACAACCUCGUUGAUGACCUACAUUUAGAAAAACAUGCACAUUUAAUUCAGCCUUGGUUUAAAUCGAAGAGUAGUGUGUGCAUGUCUUAUAGGGGGUAACUACAUUGGCACG
Messenger RNA from Gadus chalcogrammus (walleye pollock), 2633 nucleotides. RefSeq names its product protein arginine methyltransferase 6 (gene prmt6). The coding region runs from base 58 to 1110 and encodes 350 amino acids. NCBI's taxonomy places the organism in Eukaryota, Metazoa, Chordata, Actinopteri, Gadiformes, Gadidae. Gene Ontology annotation, molecular function: protein-arginine N-methyltransferase activity. The record is from RefSeq and is a predicted model, not a curated record. The transcript has a single exon. Gene Ontology annotation, biological process: peptidyl-arginine methylation.